AUGAAGACCUCCGCUAUCACGGCUAUCGCCGCCACUGCUUUUUUCGCAGCACCUACCCUGGCUUCGCCCCGAGGCAGGGACCUUGAUUGGGUCCCCGAGUGCGGCGUCACUUGUGUUGAGCGCGCUGUUGCGGCACAGGGAUGUGAUCCUAACCUUCAAGAAUGCUACUGCGGCCGCGGGUUCUUUGACCCUUGGUAUGCUUGCGUCUCACAGGCCUGUAGCAGGGAAGACCUACCCAAUGGCUACAUUUGGGGGUUCACUCGUUGCGACCCUAAGACCCCUAUCUUCAUCGAUUCCGAGACCUACGACUUGAUCAAGGCGCCCCGCAACGAAACGACCGUUGGCCCUGUUCCCACAAGUACCGGCAUCUGGUCCGCCUCGCCCUCCUUCGUUUCCGAUCGUGACUGGGUCCUGGAGACCCCUCACAGCGUUAAGAGCAACAUCCAAACCAGAGCCAUCGCCGAGGAGACCGCUGUCAUCGUCACCGAGACCGCCACCAGAGCCUCCGCUACCGGCCCUACGGCUACAUCGACCAAGCCUGCCACUGUCACCGACUCCGGCUCUGUAAUGAUCAAGGCUGGUAUGGCCUCUAUUGGCUUGGCUUCAGUAGCAGCCAUGUUCCUCGCCGUGUAA
Fusarium graminearum PH-1 is the source of this 633-nucleotide messenger RNA. RefSeq lists its product as uncharacterized. The record is from RefSeq and is a predicted model, not a curated record. The transcript is spliced from 4 exons. The coding region runs from base 1 to 633 and encodes 210 amino acids. NCBI's taxonomy places the organism in Eukaryota, Fungi, Ascomycota, Sordariomycetes, Hypocreales, Nectriaceae.